UAUAUGAUUCAACAACAACAGCAGCAGCAGCAGCAACAACAGCAGCAGCAACAGCAGCAUCAACAGCAGAUACCACAGAGGGCAGCUAUGUAUUCCAGACAGCAGGGACCAAUGGGCGGAAUAGAAUCUGUCCAGCACAAUGCUUCUGAAUGGAGGCAUUUACUCAUGACUCAACAGCAAAACGCUAAUUUCAGUCCUAUGAGACCUAACUUCCAGCAAGGAUUCAACAUGAACUCAGGCAAUAUGCAGCAGAUGUCUGCUUUACAACACCAGCAAAUACGAACACAGCAAGGUAUGGUUUCUGGUGGCAUGACCGGCGGUCAACAAGCCCUAAACCAAGGAAUGGGCCAGGGGCAGGUUAUGACCCAAGGCAACAGUCCCAUGGCACAAAUGAACAACAUGAAUCAUGCUGUGUUACAUAUGCAACAGCAGCAGCAACAGAGUUUACUACAACAGAAUUCGCAGAUGUCCAUGUCAAGUAUCCACAUGCAACAGUCACAAUCAAUAACGGUAACCAAUCAGGCAUUGCAACAGCAAGGUAACUUGAACAAUCAACUCGUCAGUGGCCAGUCUAAUAACCAGAGCAACGCUCUAAGCAGUUUCAAUCCCCAAGCAGACUUUAAUUUUGAAUUCCUCGAUAACCUGGCAACUGGUGACACUGGGGCAUUUACAGAUCAAGAGUUGUUGAAUUCUUUUGACAGUGAUGCUGGCUUUAAUUUAGAUUUUUAGUGAAAUUUUAUAGUUUUUUUUUUUGUUAACGGUUUUUAUAUAUAUAUUUUUGUAUAUAUUUAUAUGUAUUUAACUGUGGUUUCUGUUGGUACUUCCAUCUCGUUAGGCAUACUUUCUCAUGAUUUGUCGCACUUCCAACUUGUUUCUUAUGAAUUUAUUAAAAAUGUAUUAUGGAAUUUUCAAAAUAAGAUUUUAUUUAUUAUUUAAUUUAAUUACUUUUAUUUUGAGAUUAAUAUUUGAAAUUAAUUUAUUAUUCAUUGUUACUUUUUACUGAGUAAAAUUUACAGGCUGGAGUAAUUUCUGUCUGAAUAUUCUAAAUAUUUUUGAAAAUGACAAAAUUCUAAAUUGGUGACCUGUAAUUUUUUUACUAUAUCAGAGCAUUUAUUUAGCUCAAUAUGACGGUAAGCUAAGGUAAGUUAAUGGUAUAUUCCUUGUAAAAUAAUUUCAAAUGGUUAUUUUCAAAAUUGAAUGUUAAAAAUUCAUGAAUACAAAGUGGUUAUUUUGGGAACAAUAAAAAUAUAAAAUUUCUUAGGUUCAUUCCAAAGCUGACACUAAACUUAAAUAUUGUUUGUGAUAUUUUAUUUACACUGCCAAAAAGCAGAAAAUAUUUGGAGCUGUGAAUCGGUGGAGUGAAUUAUCGCAAAAUAUUACUUUUAUCUAAAUUAAUUUUUCUCGUAACAGUAAAUCAAUACAUUUUUAGAGUGUUUUUAUAUCUGCCACCAAUAAUAAUAAAUCAAAAGUUAAUUAGUUGUGUAUUCAUAUCAGAUUUCAUAUAAAUUUUAAAUAGGUACCUUUUAGAUUAAACAAUAAAUGGGGCGGGCAAGAAACUUGACACAUUUUAAUACUUCAAUAGUCAUCGCUAUCAAAAAAAUCAAAUCAAAAUAAAUAUUAAAAAAAUACAAAAACAAACUAUAAAAUAAUAUCAAAAUAUAAAUGAUUGUUUUUGUUUUGAAUUUUACUGUUUUGAUUCGUAACAUUAAGAAAAACUAGGAGGAAUUAAUAUGCAUUUGUUACCGACAGAUAAAACAUUUAGUUUUUUUAAGUUUCUUGUCCUCCUUAUCGUUAAUAAUGGUGUUUCAUCAAGUUUUUUUAAAUACUUUACCUUUUUUCAAUGAAAAUCUGGUCUAGACAAUUUUUAUGCAAGCCUCUACCAACAACAAGAAAUAUUUAUCGUAAUUAAUAAAAAAACAUUUUUAUUAAGUGAAAAAAUAUUCUGCAUCGUUCAACGUCAUAAUUGUAAAUCUUUUCUCAGUGUAUAUUAGAUAUCAAUUAGAAAAAAGUUCUCAUUAAGAAAAGGUAAAAUAUUUGACAUUAGACUGGUUAGUAUGUAAAUAUUAAAUGUAUUAACAGGCAAUGUUAAAAUGGGUUAUUUAAAAGUAUAUGCUAUAUUAAAGUAGUUAAUAUUUUAGCAAAUUUUUGACAAGCGUAGAAUAGAAAGUUUAAAUAUUAUAUAAAUGCAGCUUGUUUAAAAUUUGCAAGUUAGUGAAAAAAAUAUGGAAUCAACUGACUUAAAUAGGUAACUUUCUUCAGUCUUAAUAUACUGAGUGACAGAAUUCACAUUACACUUUAUUUUUGUCCGUUUCAAAAUCUAAAAUUAUGUUUCUAAACUUUUUCCAUAUACAGGCUGAUUCAUUUACAAUGGGAAAAUUGAAAGCUGAAGAUACUAUACGUGAAAUGGUGGCCAUUAGCACAAACAUGCCUUAUCCGAAAGUUGUUAGUUUCGGAAAUACAGGGUGUUGAAAGUUAAAAUUUUAAAUAGUUUU
This is a messenger RNA of Anoplophora glabripennis (Asian longhorned beetle), 2492 nucleotides long. Its product is annotated as GATA zinc finger domain-containing protein 10-like. The transcript has 3 exons. Bases 4 to 729 code for a protein of 241 amino acids. Lineage: Eukaryota; Metazoa; Arthropoda; Insecta; Coleoptera; Cerambycidae. The record is from RefSeq and is a predicted model, not a curated record.